AUGGACCAGUCUGUGGCAGUUCAGGAGACACUGGCUGAGGGGGAAUAUUGCAUCAUCGCGGUGCAAGGCAUGCUGUGUGAGGGAGACAGUCGGCAGAGUCGCCUCCUGGGGCUUGUCCGCCACCGCCUGGAACACGGUGGCCAGGAAUACGCCCUCUUCCUGUACACGCACCGGAGGAUGGCCAUUACUGGGGACGAUGUUUCUUUGGACCAGAUUGUGCCGGUCUCAAGGGAUUUUUCACUGGAAGAAGUGUCUCCAGAUGGUGAACUCUACAUCCUUGGGUCAGAUGUGACCGUCCAGCUGGAUACCUCAGAGCUCAGCCUUGUAUUCCAGCUACCCUUUGGCUCACAUACCAGGAUGUUCCUCCAGGAAGUUGCCAGGGCCUGUCCAGGUUUCGAUCCUGCUACCCAGAACCCUGAGUUCCAGUGGCUAUCUCCAUACAGGUGCACAGAGUUGGAGCCAGAAUUGCGGGAAUCGCAGACACAGCGGCGUUGGAACUCGGCCGCAGGUACCUGGCCAGGGUGAGAGAGAAUUGGCGGAGGCAGGGAUCUGUCCCAGAAGCGGUAGCGCUGAUUGGAGGAGGCCCAGCUGCAGGAGGCGGGCUCCGUUCUGUUUGGGGCGAGGCGCUAGCACAGAGGAGCCUUCAAUUGGUCGAGGUGCCGUGUAGGGGCGGGGCGGAGCGGGCGGGGUAGGCGGUGGGAUGAAGCGCUGGAGGAACCAAGAGAGGAAAUGUCCGCCGGCGCCGAUUCGCGGGAGCGCGACUCUGCAGGUGGUUCUAACUUUGAUGAUUCGAGGCCAAAUGGGAAAGGUCUGCUUGGAGACCAAGGUUCCUGGGGUCAGGAUAAACCAGAAAAUGUGUUCACAAGACAGAAUAAAUCCAAGUCUGACUUUACCAACAUGGUUCGCUCCUCCACUAUCACAGUGUCAGACAAGGCACAUAUUUUAUCGAUGCAGAAGUUUGGACUGCGAGAUACAAUUGUGAAAUCACACCUAAUACAGAAAGAAGAGGAUUAUACCUAUAUCCAGAACUUCAGGUUCUUUGUGGGAACAUACAAUGUCAAUGGCCAGUCCCCUAAAGAAUGCCUCCAACCCUGGCUAAGCGAUGGUAUCCAGGCUCCAGACGUGUACUGUGUCGGGUUCCAGGAGCUUGAUCUGAGUAAGGAAGCUUUUUUCUUUCAUGACACCCCAAAGGAAGAAGAGUGGUUUAAAGCCGUAACAGAUGCUCUGCAUCCAGAUGCCAAAUAUGCAAAGGUGAAGCUCAUCCGACUGGUUGGGAUCAUGCUGCUGUUGUAUGUCAAGCAAGAACAUGCAGCGUACAUCACAGAAGUGGAAGCGGAGACUGUGGGGACAGGAAUCAUGGGGAGGAUGGGUAACAAAGGAGGCGUGGCGAUCAGGUUCCGGUUCCACAACACGAGCAUCUGCGUCGUGAAUUCUCAUCUGGCCGCCCACACCGAAGAGUAUGAGAGGAGGAACCAGGACUACAGAGACAUUUGUUCCCGAAUGCAGUUUUGUCAGAUUGACUCAAGCCUGCCUCCUCUCACCAUUAACAAGCACGAUGUGAUCCUGUGGCUGGGGGACCUCAACUACAGGAUAGAAGAGCUGGAUGUGGAAAAAGUGAAAAAGCUCAUUGAAGAGAAGGCCUUUCAAACCCUGUAUGCAUAUGAUCAGUUGAAAAGUCAGGUGGCUGCAAAGGCUGUCUUUGAAGGCUUCACAGAGGGCCAGCUCACGUUCCAGCCUACUUAUAAGUACGAUACUGGCUCUGAUGACUGGGAUACCAGUGAGAAGUGUCGUGCUCCUGCCUGGUGUGAUCGGGUCCUCUGGAAAGGGAAGAACAUCACUCAGCUGAGUUACCAGAGCCACAUGGCCCUGAAGACCAGUGACCACAAGCCCGUCAGCUCAGUAUUUGACAUUGGGGUGAGGGUCGUAAAUGAAGAGCUUUACCGGAAGACUCUGGAAGAGAUUGUGCGCUCCCUGGAUAAGAUGGAAAAUGCAAACAUUCCUUCUGUUUCCCUCUCCAAGCGAGAGUUCUGUUUUCAGAAUGUGAAGUACAUGCACUUGCAAGUAGAAUCCUUCACAAUUCAUAAUGGACAAGUACCUUGUCAGUUUGAAUUCAUCAACAAGCCUGAUGAAGAGUCCUACUGUAAGCAGUGGUUGAAUGCCAAUCCCAGCAGAGGGUUCCUCCUACCAGAUUCUUACAUUGAAAUUGAAUUGGAGCUAUUUGUAAAUAAGACCACGGCUACAAAGCUCAACUCGGGUGAAGACAAAAUUGAGGACAUUCUGGUUUUACACUUGGAGAGGGGAAAGGAUUACUUUUUGUCUGUGUCUGGGAACUAUCUGCCCAGCUGUUUCGGGUCUCCCAUUCAUACAUUGUGCUACAUGAGGGAGCCAAUCUUGGACCUACCACUUGAAACUGUUAGAGAGCUGACUCUGAUGCCAGUACAGACUGAAGAUGAUGGGAGCCAGUUGGAGAAGCCCAUGGAAAUCCCCAAAGAGCUAUGGAUGAUGGUUGAUUACCUGUACCGAAAUGCUGUCCAGCAGGAAGAUCUGUUUCAGCAGCCUGGCCUGAGGUCAGAAUUUGAGCAUAUCAGGGACUGUUUGGACACUGGAAUGAUUGAUAACCUCUCUGCUAACAAUCAUUCCGUAGCCGAGGCCUUGCUGCUUUUCCUUGAGAGUCUGCCAGAGCCUGUCAUCUGUUACAGCACCUACCACAACUGCUUGGAGUGUUCUGGCAACUACACAGCGAGUAAACAGGUCAUUUCCACUCUCCCCACAUUCCACAAAAAUGUCUUUAACUACUUGAUGGCGUUUUUGCAAGAAUUGCUGAAAAAUUCAGCAAAAAAUCAUUUGGAUGAGAAUAUUCUAGCGAGCAUAUUUGGCAGCUUGCUCCUUCGAAGCCCAGCUGGUCACCAAAAGCUUGAAAUGGCAGAGAAGAAGAAGGCCCAAGAAUUUAUUCACCAGUUCCUCUGCAACUCACCCUGAAC
Orycteropus afer afer is the source of this 2981-nucleotide messenger RNA. NCBI's taxonomy places the organism in Eukaryota, Metazoa, Chordata, Mammalia, Tubulidentata, Orycteropodidae. The record is from RefSeq and is a predicted model, not a curated record.